AUGGCGACCGCCACAAUGACGAUGGUGAAGCCAGAGACCCUGGCAAAGAGGAGCAAACUGCUCCCGGAAAAUGAGCGGUUCCUACGCGCCUGCUCUGACGUUGCGAACGUUCUCAUCCAGGAGUAUGAGGCCAGUCGAGACCCGAUGAAGCCCAAGAAAGACAUCAAUCUCAACAAGCUGCGGGGUCAAAUAGCCAAAAAGCAUUCGCUGGCCGCACAACCACCUUUGACCGCAAUCAUUGCUGCCGUUCCUGAGCAUUAUAAGAAAUAUAUACUCCCAAAAUUGAUUGCGAAGCCCAUUCGUACCUCGUCUGGUAUUGCAGUUGUUGCCGUGAUGUGCAAGCCGCAUCGCUGUCCGCACAUCGCGUAUACUGGAAAUAUCUGCGUCUACUGCCCCGGGGGCCCCGACUCUGAUUUUGAAUAUUCCACUCAGUCAUACACUGGCUACGAGCCAACCUCCAUGAGAGCUAUCCGAGCCCGAUACGAUCCUUUCGAGCAGGCACGAGGGCGAGUGGACCAGUUGAAGUCUCUUGGACACAGUGUUGACAAAGUUGAAUAUAUUAUCAUGGGUGGCACGUUUAUGUCACUACCGGAGGACUACCGUGACUCUUUCAUAUCGCAGCUUCACAAUGCGCUCAGUGGUUAUCAGACCGAUAACGUUGAUGAGGCUGUGCAAGCAGGAGAAAUGAGCAAUAUCAAAUGCGUUGGUAUCACAAUCGAAACUCGCCCUGAUUACUGUUUGGAUCAACAUUUGAGCAGUAUGUUGCGAUAUGGAUGCACUAGACUGGAAAUUGGAGUUCAGAGUUUAUAUGAGGACGUUGCUCGAGAUACCAAUAGAGGUCACACCGUUGCUGCUGUUGCAGAAACUUUUAAGCUUGCCAAAGAUGCUGGCUUCAAGGUGGUCAGUCACAUGAUGCCUGACUUGCCAAAUGUUGGCAUGGAACGAGAUCUUGAUCAAUUUGUCGAGUACUUUGAGAACCCAGCCUUCCGUACGGACGGUUUGAAGAUCUAUCCUACCCUUGUUAUUCGAGGAACCGGUCUGUAUGAAUUGUGGAGAACAGGACGUUACAAGAACUAUACACCAAACGCACUUAUCGACAUAGUAGCUCGAAUUCUGGCGUUGGUGCCUCCAUGGACUCGUAUCUAUCGAGUACAACGUGAUAUUCCUAUGCCAUUGGUUACCUCCGGUGUUGAGAAUGGAAACCUUCGUGAGCUGGCAUUAGGCCGAAUGAAAGACUUCGGAACGACAUGUCGGGACGUGCGAACGCGAGAAGUCGGUAUCAACGAAGUCAAGAAUAAGAUCAGACCCUCUCAAAUUGAACUCGUCAGACGAGACUACACCGCAAAUGGCGGGUGGGAGACAUUCUUGGCCUAUGAGGAUCCUAAGCAGGAUAUUUUGAUCGGUCUUUUGCGCUUGCGUAAAUGCAGUGCUACUCACACAUUCCGUCCUGAGCUCACGGGACAACAGACUAGUCUCGUGCGAGAACUGCACGUUUAUGGAUCUGCCGUGCCACUGCACGGUCGAGACGCUCGCAAGUUCCAGCAUCGCGGAUUCGGUACCCUAUUAAUGGAGGAGGCCGAGCGCAUCGCUAGGGAGGAGCAUGGCAGUAAGAAGAUUAGCGUCAUUUCCGGCGUUGGUGUCCGAAGCUACUACGCACGUCUGGGAUACACACUUGAUGGUCCCUAUAUGUCGAAGAUGUUGGACGACGAGGAGUAG
Molecule: messenger RNA, 1716 nt
Organism: Talaromyces amestolkiae
Lineage: Eukaryota; Fungi; Ascomycota; Eurotiomycetes; Eurotiales; Trichocomaceae
Exons: 2
Coding region: 1-1716 (571 amino acids)
Biological process (GO): tRNA wobble base 5-methoxycarbonylmethyl-2-thiouridinylation
Cellular component (GO): nucleus; elongator holoenzyme complex; cytoplasm
Molecular function (GO): iron-sulfur cluster binding; acyltransferase activity, transferring groups other than amino-acyl groups
Source: RefSeq, a predicted model, not a curated record